CAUAACACACAUAAAUCUAUCUAUACCUAUAGAUUUACAAAUGAAAAAUAUUGAAUUAUGUUACUGUUCUAACUCAUUGUACCCCAAAAUAACUUACAAUAGUUUUACUGAAGAAAAAAGUUUUGAGUACCUCUUCUACCACUGCCAAUACCAACAUUUAGAAAGAAAUGGUGAAAACAAAGCAAGACAGAGUUAGGUUAGGAUGUCCCUUCACUAGUAAGAUAAAGGAGGCGUCCUUUAAACAUAUACACAAAUUCUACUUUGUAAAACAUUUUCUUUAGAUUUAAGAAUGAUGUUAAUGUAUCAUGUUCAUUUUGCUCUGCACAUCCUGAAACUGUGCCACAUUUAUUUUGGCAUGGUUACUCUAUAUAAGACUAUGGCAAGAGCCUUCUAAAUUUCGUAAAUUAUAAAUUUAUGACUGACUUUGCUUGUUGAUUGUAUAUAAAUGUACUGUUUUUUUAAAGUUACGACAGAAAUAAUGGGAAACAAGCUUAUGUCAUUAAUCUUAGCUAAGGGUCAUAUUCAUAAGUGUAAGUUUGCUAACAAAAAACCUCUUUUCUCAGUGUUUCAUAAAGAAUGUGAGCAGUACUUACAAACCAUUAAAUCCUGCACUAACAAGAAGGCUGUAAACACUGUUAAUGAGUGUUUUGUUUUAAAUGUCUUAAUUUAACUCUAUUCUAAUGUAUAAUGUAAUUUAUUUAAUUGUUUCCACGUUUGUACUUCAUAUUAAUUCAUGUACUCAAUAAGGGAAAAAAAGGAUGUCUCACUCCGAUCGACUACAUCAGUAAUAGAUUACUAUGUCUGUGCAUCUUUGGAUAUAAUUGCCUCCACUGACGCCAGCUGGUUAUUAGUCAUAUUGCGUCUCUUCCUGGGGUGAAACAAGGCUCUCAUACAGAUGUUUUUUAGUUGAGCUUCAACAAUGGAAGAGAGAGUCGGAGCUCCAACCUCAGCGCGGCUGGUCUCUGAACAAGACCAUCAAGUUCCAACCUCCUGUCCUGUGUCCAACGGCACACCUCCUCCUGAAGAUGCUUUGCUAGCAGAUGAACCACAAACCAGAGCUGACUUCUUAAAAUAUUACUGCCACCUCACCCUGGACCCAAACACAGCAUACAGAGAGCUGCUUCUGUCUGAGGGGAACAGAGAGGCCGAGCUCACGGAUUUAGUCCAGACGUAUCCUGAACACCCGGACAGGUUCUCUCACCUCUUUCAGGUGUUGUGUAAAGAGGCACUGACAGGACGCUGUUACUGGGAGGUGGAGUUUAAAGGAUCUAUAGAAAUAGCAGUGGCAUACAAAGAUCUCGCCAGGUCAGACUAUUUUAACGAGUGUGCGUUCGGGUGCAACGACAAGUCCUGGAGUUUAGACUUGAACAAAAACCAUGAAUGUUUCAGACACAAUGAUGAGGAGACUGUGGUUCCUGAGCCUCAGUCCUCCAGAGUCGGGGUGUACCUGGAUCAUAAGGCAGGUAUUCUGUCCUUCUACUGUGUGUCUGACACAAUGCUGCAGCUGAUGCACAGAGAGGAGACCACGUUCACACAGCCGCUGUACCCCGGACUGUGGAUCGCAGGCAACGCCCAGCUGUGUGACCUGGAGUAGAUAAAGGUUCACACAAUAAGUUUCCCUUCUGUCUCAUGUCAGCUUAAGUCGGUCCACUCGUCAUGUUUAACAGCAGCGGGGAUGAGCAGUAUUCCCUUCAGCAGGAGUGCAAAUGAGACAAAAUGUUCACACACAUAACAGAAAGGACAUCAGAGCUUUGAUUUUUCAUCCUUUUUUUUGAUUCAGACAUAAAUAAUCCUGUUAAUGAAGGAUUAAUCAAUUGAUUUCAUCAAAUCACAAUUACAUUUAUGUAUCCUGCAUGUGAGGUUUUGGAUUUGUUAAAAACAAGAGUUUAUAUAACUGCAAUCAAAACUGGUUCAGUAUUUAUUUGAUUUUAAUUCAGAUAUAAACAAACAGAUAACACGCAAAGUUGAUUCACUCCAGAAAAUCUUGUGGGCAGGUGCGUCGGAUCAUAAACUGUGACAUUGAAAGGACCCAAAAAAAUCCUGCACACUGUUGAUUUUUCAUUUAAUUAACAUUGUUUCAGUCCUCAGACCUUGGUCUUCCAAAGUUCCCCCAAGUCCUGUUUGGAGGUUAUAAAGUGACGACAAAUAAUCAACAGUGUGCAGGAUUUUUUGGUCCUUCAACGGAUAUAUACAAAUGAAAAUAUCAUUGAGUCACUGUCAUUGGGUACUUCAUUUAAAAAAUACAUUUUUAUACUUCUCAUACUAUCUUGUGUUUUAUAUAAAAAUAAAUAAGAUGUUAUCAUUCACAGAUAACUAAAGAACACUAUUCUCAGCUUCCUUUGACACUGUUGAUGGGUAAAUAUUUUUAAUUUUGACUGACAGGAUUAUACUGAUCAAAACAGGAGACAAGAUCAGUAUUAAGUAUUUCUACAUCAACACUAGACCAUAUUUUUUAGCUUUAGUAACAAACUACUGUGUAGUUUCAGUUAAGGACCCACCUGUACAUGUGGCAGUUUGACCAGAAACCUGGAUAAGGUUUUUACAUACCACAGUAUCAUGAUUCAGUAUUCUGAAACCAGGGCAUGAUGUUUACAUGUGCAAACAUACAACCAGACAGGCAUACUCUAAAAUCCAGAUGAUAACUAGAAUACUGGAACACAUGUAUCCACUUCCAAUCCCGAACUAAAUGUUUGAUGUUGUCAAAGAGCAGAUUUAGUGCACCUUAUUUGUUCUCUAAGCCACAACUGAGCGACAACAUGGGGACCAACUUUUUUUUUUUUUUAACACAAAUGUAAUUUGCAAUAUUUUAAGUGUCUAAUGGCACCUUGUUAUUAACUGUAUCAUGUCUUACUGUGUGUGUCACUUUCUAACUUUUUAGUUUUCCAUUUGUGUCUUAAAUCACACAUUGAAACAUGGCGUACACUUCAUUUUUCCCACUGAAAUAAAACAAUAUAGAACUAAACUGUAAAGGUUGACCUUUUCUGAGUGUACGUAAUAAAAUAAAAGAAACUGAGAAAUUAUCGAAGUGUGUUAAACCAUAGUAGCAGAGAGAGAUAAGGUCAACACCGCUCUCAUGUCUGUUCUCUAAAUGAAAAGCUACAGCCAGCAGCUGGUUAGCUUAGCUUAAAUGUUGAAAACAGUCUAGUUAUGUUGGUAACAAAAUCUGCCUAGCAGAACCUCUAAAGCUCACUAAUUAAUACGUUUUAUCUCAUUUGUGCACAAACUGAAGUGUAAAAACUGCAAAUUGUGGUUUUUACAGGGAGUAUUUAUGACAGAGCCAGGAUAGCCGUUUCUAGUCUUUGCUGAGAUAAAAGAGCAGCUGCUGGUUUCAGCUUCAUAAUUUUCACAUAGACAUAAGAAUGAUGUCAAUUCUUAUCUUCUUCUCAGGAGCGGUGACAAGACUCCAGGAAGUCACUGCUUCCAUAAAUGCUAAGCUAAGCUAAACGGCUGCUGGGUGUAACUUUAUAUUUACUGUAAAUAAAUGAGAGAGGUAUCAAUCUUAUCAUCUAUGCUUUUUGUCUUUUACCAUCUUGGGACCAUGUUGGAAAUCUUUUUUGUUUUUGUGUCUGUAAUCCAUAAAUAAAUCAUAUCUAUCUCUUGGCAAGAAAACCUGUUUGACACAGCUGGUAUGUAUCUGUUGUAGUCAUUUGAAAAAUGACAUGACAUGAACAGACAAAUGGUACACAGACAGUAUUUAAAAUAAUUUAUAGGGAUUGUGUGGAUUGUGGGCAGCUGUACAAAGUUCAAAAACAAUU
This is a messenger RNA of Thunnus maccoyii (southern bluefin tuna), 3755 nucleotides long. Its product is annotated as stonustoxin subunit alpha-like. The transcript is spliced from 5 exons. Bases 920 to 1594 code for a protein of 224 amino acids. NCBI's taxonomy places the organism in Eukaryota, Metazoa, Chordata, Actinopteri, Scombriformes, Scombridae. Gene Ontology annotation, molecular function: protein binding. The record is from RefSeq and is a predicted model, not a curated record.